This is a messenger RNA of Linum trigynum, 5468 nucleotides long. The record is from the annotation of a GenBank genome assembly. Lineage: Eukaryota; Viridiplantae; Streptophyta; Magnoliopsida; Malpighiales; Linaceae.
UUGUAUAAAUAAAACGGUGUAAGAUCGACCAUCUUCAUUGUUGUAAUAGGUUAGCAGCUUCAAACGCUUGAGACACACUUAUUUAGCAAUUGUAUCUAAACAAAUUUCAAAUCAUUUGCAUCCCUGAUGCUCACUCAUUUCUUAACUCGAAUACCCCAGUACAUAUGGUAGCUAAAGAAUGCUGAUCAAUUCAUUGUCAGGAUAAUUUUACUAGAUACUUCGACUACAAUUAUUUUCUGUUUUUUUUAUGUCCUUCGAUGAAAUACAGGAAUGGAAAUAUCCUCAACAGAUAAGUGUAGUUUCAAACAAUCGGCAAGCCAUUUCCGGAAUCUUGGGGUGUAAAUUAAAUCAAAGCCGAACGUGAAGAGGCAAAGUAACCGAAAAAAAUGGGACAAAGGAUAAUGUUAGAGUGUUGCGCAUGUAUUAGGCAGACAAAUUGGAUUUUCGAGGAACCGAGAAGCCGCAAUUUCCAAUUCUUUCCAAAGACGGGAAAUCGGCGACUUGUUCCAUUCUGAUCUCAUCUCAUCUCAUGCAUUCCCCCGCCACUUGACAGCCGCGCAGCCACUAUUCAUAAACACCGCUUCAAUUUACUAUGCAGCGGCAAAAGAGAGCCGCCGCUCCUCGAUCCUCAUCACAUUUCUACCUCCCUCCCUUACUAAUUAAUAUAUAAUUAUAUAUACAUGGGGUGAAUUUUUCUAAGUUUCCAAAAUUUAAUUAAGUCGCAGCAGCUGCGUAGCUCAAUAAACUCAAGUAAAUAAAUCUUUGUGUAAUAAUGAAAAAGAAGAUAAUGCCUUUUUAAUUAAUUAGCAUUUUGUUGUAGCCGCCUUUAUUGCUGGAGUCGUCCUAAAAUCGCGGACCGAGUAAAUAAAUGUCCAAUGGCGUGGGUUGAUGAUGAUGAUCCAUUGGCCUGAGAAUGGGAUUUGGGGAAUUACCGACACCGCUGAUUGCAAAGUUUGGAACUCUUUCUUGUGGAUGAGGAUCGGGAUCCUCCACUACUUUAACUACUAAAUAAAUGGAAAAAUGGUUAUUGUAUUCCAUAACAAGUAAAUUAAAUAAUGCAUCCUUGUGAAUAAUAAUUAUAAUAAUUUUAUUAUAAAAAUUAUCGUUUAUGCCUAAAACUCUGAUUCGUUGGAUAGCUAGCUUUGAUUGAUGGGGGCAGAGAGCCCAUGACCACGAGCCAGCCUCGGCCCAGCCAUCCAGUUGCAAAGGCAGGCAGCCAUAGCUGGAAUGGGUGGGUGGGCCCAGGCCAGUGGAGAAAGCAAAGAGUCAGCGGUCAAACAUAAGACGAUGAGAAUAACAUGGGAUUCGUUUUCUGGAUUUGAUGUCCAGCUAAUUCAGCUUUUUAGACAGAUUGAUAUAUGUCCGAAUUUGGGGCAUUGAAUGAUGGUGGGGUGUUUUGAUUUUGCCGGUUGGAUCAGGUCGGGUCAAUUUCCCACCACUAAGUACUAAGUAGUAGUUAGCCUUCUCAUGUUCAUACCUGCUCGACUUUGAACCAUCAAACAGAUAAGGGAUGGCAGAAGAAUUCUUCGAUUCCUUUCCUUCUAGUAUGUGUGUUUCACGAUAACCAUACAAUUAUAGUUAACUUGCGUGUACCGGUUGUAUAUUAUAAAUAAAUACCGUUCCAUGAGUCUAUUGGCUUAUUUUUCAAUCAAUUGGUAAGUGCAAUUAUUCAUGGAAAGGGAGAAUAUUUAUAGGAAAUGGACGGAUUUAAUGAGGCGAGAUUUGUAGGAAAUGGACAGUAUAGUUAAGGGUUAUAUGUAUAAUAUGAUCUUUUACUAUACAGUUUUAUCAAACAUGUUCCUCAAUUAUUUUUUACAUCAAACAUGUAUGUCCCUAUACUUUGAAAAAAUGAUCAAACAUGCCCUUCAAUUAAAAUUUUCAUUAAAAAAAUCGUCAACAAUGGUUGAACCGAGAUUUAGAUGACCCGACAUCGGUAAACGAGAGAAAAAAAUGUUAGUUUUUCCCCUCAAUUUAUUUCUCUAGGUCUUGUUACCGUGAAAUUAUUAAAGGUAUUUGGCACUACAAAAGAAUCCAAACAGUUCUAAAGUGAAAUUAUCAAGGAUAUUUUAGACAUUUGUGUCGCCCAAACCAAGGUUCGACCAUGGUUGAUGACUUAUGGAUGAAAAUUUUAACAGAAGGACAUGUUUGAUAAUUUUUCCAAAGUACAGAGGCAUGUUUGAUGUAAAAACUAGUAGAGGGGCUCAGGGGCAUGUUUGAUAAAACGACAUAGUAAAGGGCAUAUUAUACCUAUAACCCGUUAGUUAAAGAUGGUUUGGAUGGGGUAUUGGGCUCUGGUUACUUGCCUUACAAUACCUUGAGACUUGAAUAGCGUUUAAUUUUGUAAGAGCGUGGAAUAAGAUCAAUAAUAAACUUCUCCCAACAAAUCGAAUUAUUGGGAUCAAAUGGUUUAUGACAUGAUAUCAUAGCUGGUUUGACCAAGUGGUCGUGUGUGUAAAUCUCCAUGAUCCCCAAUAUUAAUAAUUGAUUAAAAGCAUAAGGUAUGUUGGGCUUGUGCAAACUUCAAACCCGUCAGUUGCCUUUCGUACAAACUUAGCCAAGGUGUAUUGAAGUAGAGGAAAUAACAAAUUUUUGAAGUAUAAAGUACUCACCUAAAAAUGUUGGAUAAGCGAUCUUAUGAUAUGCAUGAAGUUGAUCUGACACAUCAAAUGUUUAUCUAUGAUCUUGUGCAGAUUGAACCGUGAUUCGUAUAGCUUAUACUCUUUGAUUCUAAAUAAAGUUGUUUAUGUGUAUGAGAAAAAAGAUUAGCUAACCAACUCAAAUUUAACUUAUCCAAACUUAAUGGGUUUUAAUUCAACCGAAGGAAACAUGGAAGGAAGGCAACGAUGGAUGAACACGACCAGAGUCCAACUUGGAAUACUCGCUCAAAAUUAAAUUUCCAAACACCCCCCAGGCCUCAAUAAAUUAAGAAUAAAAUAAAAAAGAGUUUUAGUAGGUUCCGACAUCACGCGCCCUGUUUCCUUCCACGUUAGGUUAACGAAUUGGGUAUUCGGUAUUCCUUCCGGAUAAGCUUCAAAUUUUUUCCCACUCCUCUAUCCAUUUCUACGCGCCUGUUCCUUUUUCGCCCACCCAAAUUCUAAUUAUAAAUCAAAUUUUUAAUUAAUGCCGCACACUAUUUUUCAUUCUAAAUUAAAACAAAAACAUUUUCCGCCCCCAUUUUUAUUUAUUUCCACGCCUAUUUCCCACGACUUUCCAAUUUUUCAAAUUCCACGAGCCUCCCAUUCCACACGCCUUUACUCUUUCCCCCUUCCUCCACAUAUAAAUACCCUCAUCCACCCUCGUUUCUCUGUCAGAAAACCAAAAAGCCUCUGAUUCUCCACAAAAAGAAAUAAAACGACGAUUACCGAUUACCGUUUCAUUCGCCGACGAAAUCCGAACUUUUAGAAGAAGAAAAGAAAAUGGUUGAUCUGCACUGGAAAGCCAAGAUGGUCUCCUCCGAUCUCCCCAACUCCCUCCAAGUACAGAUUCCGGCGCCGGCGGCGCCCUCCUUCCGCGGCGUAACCAGUGUUUCGCCGGCCUCGGCUUCCGACUCCGCGUGCUCAGCCUACGAGCUGUACCUCCGCCUCCCGGAGCUCAGGAAGCUCUGGUCCGACCGCGAAUUCCCCGAAUGGAGAAACGAACCGGUCCUCAAACCGGCCCUCCACGCGCUCGAAAUCACUUUCCGGUUCGUUUCCACGGUUUUAUCCGACCCGAGGCCGUACGCCAACAAGAGGCAGUGGAAGCGGCGGCUGGAGUCGCUAGCAACAACUCAGAUCCAGCUCAUCGCCGCCCUGUGCGAGGACGACGACGGCGGGGCUCCGGUCGUCGAUCUCAGCUCCGGGAGCGGGGUUCUGGCGAGGGAGAGCAGCUACGCGGAGGUGUGGACGAUCCCAGCCGGCGGGGAGGAGGAUUCCGCCGCCGCCGUGGUGGUGAGCCGAGCCAGCGAGGCCAGCCUCCUCCCUCCGCUGUCCACGUGGCAGACAUCCGAGGACGUCGCGCAGAAGAUCAUGUACUCGAUCGAGUGCGAGAUGAGGCGGUGUCCGUACACGCUAGGCCUGGGAGAGCCGAACCUCGCCGGGAAGCCGAACCUCGACUACGACGCCGUUUGCAAGCCGGGCCAGCUCCAUUCCUCCUCCCUGAAGCGGAAUCCGUACGACCAGCAAAUCGAGAACCAAGAGAACCAGGCCCUGUACACGGCGCACCAGAUCUUGGAAUCGUGGAUCCAGGUAGCCAAACAGGUGAUUGGCCGACUCACAGAGCGAAUCGUGGCGGAGGAAUUCGAAUCGGCGGCGAGCGAUUGCUACUUCGUGGAACAGAUCUGGAAGCUUCUCGCCGAAAUCGAAGAUCUCCACCUCCUAAUGGACCCGGACGACUUCCUGAAGCUGAAGAACCAGCUGUCGAUUCGAUCGGCGGCGGAGACGGAGCCUUUCUGCUUCCGGUCGAGGUCGCUGGUGGAGAUCACGAGGUCGUGCAAGGAGCUGAAGCACAAGGUGCCGGAGAUUCUGGGCGUGGAGGUGGACCCGAAGGGCGGGCCGAGGAUUCAGGAGGCGGCGAUGAGGCUGUACAGGGAGAAGUCCGAUUUCGAGAAGAUUCACCUGCUGCAGGCUUUGCAGGCGGUGGAAGCGGCGCUGAAGAAAUUCUUCUACGCGUACAAGCAGGUGCUGGUGGCGGUGAUGGGGAGCUUGGAGGCGAAGGGGAACGCGGCUGGGGCAGCGGUGGUGGUGGCGAGCUCCGAGUCGUGCGACUCGUUGACUCGGUUGUUCUUGGAGCCGACGUAUUUCCCCAGCUUGGACGCUGCAAAGACGUUUCUAGGGAAGUUCCACGAAAGGCGGAAUACGAGGCAGUAAAAUAGUAAAAAAAAAAAAAAAACUAAUCAUCGGGGAAUUUCUAGCUGAGUCAAUUUUUUGUUCCCCCAAACGUUAUAUGUAAAAUUCUUUUUGUUUUUCCUCCCUUUUUCGUUGACUGGUUUAUAUGUAAACAAAUAUAUGUUUAUUUGUUGUAUAAUUUAAUUGCAAUUCCUACUCUUACGAAAUCGAUCAAUCAAUCCAUCCACGAUUAUUUCCCACAGACAGCAAAAGAACAAAUAGGGUGGGAAUCAUUUAUUAAUUAUAUUAGGUUGAUUAAAGAAAACACAAUUACAGACAGUUGAUCCUUCUCCCUGACAGGCUAGAUAAUCAUCAUUCAUUAAUUAAUAUUAUUAGUGCGUGAAAAUGUGUCUCGUGGACCAUGACGACAAUAGGAAAAGGUUACUCUACAGGUUCCAAGUUCCAACUCCAACCGGCUGCUUCAACAAUUUGGAACAAUUGGGCUCCCACUACUAAAUGUCAAACAAUUCUAAAUUAGUACCCAGUUUGGGUUAGGUUCCGACGUUUGUAUUAGUAAUGGAGGACAAUAAUAUCCAUCGACAUGAUUAACAGUUGGAAUUCAAACAGAUUAAAUAGGAUAAAACUAGAUAAAAUUCGAAUUUGAAU